CGAGCCGCAGAAUCGGCCCCCACUAUCCAGCGGGAGUUCUCUGGUACGCCGUCGUACGUGAUCAAAUAAUCAUUGUUCGACUUAACUGCACGAUCUGCCGGAUUUCAAAGGCCCCAAGCGUGCGCGUGACGAACGCUUCCUGACGCUUCCGCGUCGUCCACAAAAGCCAUGGAUCUGCGCAAAGUGAAGGACGACGAGAAGCUGCGACUGUGUCGGUGGUACUACCGGGGCGGCUUCUUCGCGCUGCCCUUCCUGUGGCUGGUGAAUGCGGUGUGGUUCUUUCGAGAGGCCUUCAUCCGGCAGCCGUUCGAGGAGCAGAAGAUGAUCAAGGCGUACGUGAUCAGGUCGGCUAUCGGCGCCUCGCUGUGGACCGUCGUGCUGGUCGCCUGGGUGACGUACUUCCAGCUCAACCGCGUCCAGUGGGGAGCAUUCGGCGAUGCCAUAUCGUUCAUCACUCCCACCGGAAUACCCUGAUGUCCGCCGACAAGACUGCGCGUCGUUCCCCCCAGAAAAGAUCGCAGGAGUCGCGCUCACAGUUUAUUUUUCUUUCUUUUUGCGACCUUGCGUUCUGUGCGGACAAUAUAACAUCGCCGUGAACUCGGCACCGUAGGCGGUUCCAUUAAAGCAGUUGCUCUUCUUCUG
Rhipicephalus microplus (southern cattle tick) is the source of this 642-nucleotide messenger RNA. It is a transcript of the gene pen-2, whose product is annotated as presenilin enhancer, gamma-secretase subunit. The record is from RefSeq and is a predicted model, not a curated record. Gene Ontology annotation, cellular component: gamma-secretase complex. Gene Ontology annotation, biological process: Notch receptor processing. Lineage: Eukaryota; Metazoa; Arthropoda; Arachnida; Ixodida; Ixodidae.